Aspergillus bombycis is the source of this 1305-nucleotide messenger RNA. Its product is annotated as ELL-associated factor. The record is from RefSeq and is a predicted model, not a curated record. Bases 1 to 1305 code for a protein of 434 amino acids. Lineage: Eukaryota; Fungi; Ascomycota; Eurotiomycetes; Eurotiales; Aspergillaceae. The transcript has a single exon.
AUGGCCGCCUCCGCUCUCUCAACCGGAUUAAUCGAUCCCACCAAACAGGCCGAGUACCCCAUUAUUUUGGGUGAGAGGCUUUUAGGGAAAAAUGGUGCUUCACUGUCGAAGCUGGUCAACAUCCAAUACAAUUACAAGACAAAGUCCGCGACCGCGCAACAAACCAUUACUAGAUCGUCGCAAUCGAGGGACCACUACAACCUUACCAUUACGGAUAAAGCCCCGAAUGCUGAUCAGAACACUUUGACCUAUUCUUACCAAGGUAGUGUUGACCCAGAACAAGCUGUUUCAGAAUCUGAAGAGCGAAACCUGGUCCUGGUGUUCGACUCCCAUCGAAAGGCCUUUGUUCUGGAGCCGGUUACGGCACAGCUCAAUUUUAACCUCCGCUCGGCUCCGGCGAAGACAGAGAAGCAAGUGCUAGAAAAGUAUGACCAGCUUCGGACUUUGCAAGAGGAUGAUCAAGGCUUUGGAGACGAUCGGGGUUCAGACCAUGCCAGUGGGAAUGACGAUGGUCCAGCAGAUGACACUAAUCCGUACGACUUCCGGCAUUUCCUUCCUAAGGAGAACGCCGACGACGAUAAGUCGGUCUCAGACAACGCUACACCAGAACCUCAUUAUAACACAAGCAAAGCCAACACCCCAUUAAUGCCUGCGACUAUCAAACCCACACCGAGUCCGAAGCCUAGCCCGAAGCCUCGUCCUAAAACCCAGUCUAAUCCUCUUCGUCUCCCGAAGCCUGCCAAGCCGGCCAAGCAUGACAGCGCAGGGACCCCUAAGACAAGCUCCAAGCCUGUACCUCGCGAUGAGGGCGGGAAAGAGAAGGCGCCUGCUGAAAAUGUCACAGUCGAGGCAGCCAAAUCCCCAUCCUUCGAAAAUGGAAGCAGCGCUUUGUUAUCCCAACAGCCAGCUCCUUCACCCGGGUCUAACAUCAUCAUUGACGGAGACCUCAUCAUUGAUAUGGGCUCACCGCCACCUUCUCGACCUGCGUUCCGAAUUGACCCUGCUCACUUCUCUUCCAACAAUACACCAGCAAAUAAUGAUGACGAUGAAGAUGAGGAUAUUGAGGAUCUCCGGUUGCCCUCCCCUGCUGGGCACGGCGGGAUACCUGCUCGUUCCGGAAGGGUAGAGUCUAGUUACAAUGCGCAAGCUGGUGAAGAUGAGGUUGAGGACGAUGACGCUUUGGCGGCAGAAAUGGAAGCUGCAUUCGAAGAAAGUGCUCGGGAAGAGGAAGCUAGAAGUCAUCAGUCAUUGCACCAUUAUAAUGCUCCUAGCGAUGACGAGAGUGAAGUCAGCGAGGAGGAGUAA